UGUGGCAUACUUAAGUAUGAAAAAGGAGCAAAUGUAAUACAUUGUGCGGCUAGGUGGUUAUGUUUUUCGACUUGUUAACAAAGUCGAAUAUUUUUGCUUGAGGUUAAAAAGAAGUUUAUUGAAGGGAAGAAGAUAUAAAUUGAGAAAGUCUUUGGUAGAUAAUUUAUAGCACUGUUUGGAAUCAUUAUUUACCAUAAAAUAGUGUCAACUUUUACAAAUAGUCUCUGUAUACGAAGAAGUCUUCUGGAAGACUACCGACUUGCAAAUGCAUUCUGAUAAUACAAACAACAUAAUAAGAGUGCGCUCGUCAAGGAACGAUUAAGUUGUUAACAAAUUGUGACGUGCAUUAAUGGACGGAUUACUUAUAUAAUCUAUUUGUAUUCAGUAUUUAAAUUUUUGAUAACAAACAUGAAAGAAGGACACAAUGUUUCCAAUGUAACUAAGGACGAUUGCGUCCACGAGAAUGGAGAGGCCAUUAGUACAAAGGAUUCUCCUGCAAGACAGAAAUUACGUGGAUGGCUGAGUAGGUACUUGCGAAUAAAAAUGACAGAUGGUCGAGUUUUAAUAGGAGCAUUUUUAUGUACUGAUCGUGAUGCCAAUGUGAUAUUAGGAUCAUGUACUGAAUUCUUAUCUGAGGAUCACACAGAAGCAAGAACACUUGGUCUGGCAAUGAUACCUGGUAGACAUAUUGUAUCAAUACAUCUUGAUGCCUAAGCAA
Messenger RNA from Nomia melanderi (Alkali bee), 718 nucleotides. RefSeq names its product LSMD1 domain-containing protein Sbat (gene Sbat). Lineage: Eukaryota; Metazoa; Arthropoda; Insecta; Hymenoptera; Halictidae. Gene Ontology annotation, cellular component: NatC complex. The record is from RefSeq and is a predicted model, not a curated record.